Molecule: messenger RNA, 2064 nt
Organism: Psammomys obesus (fat sand rat)
Lineage: Eukaryota; Metazoa; Chordata; Mammalia; Rodentia; Muridae
Product: chloride channel protein ClC-Ka
Exons: 19
Coding region: 1-2064 (687 amino acids)
Biological process (GO): transmembrane transport; chloride transport
Cellular component (GO): membrane
Molecular function (GO): voltage-gated chloride channel activity
Source: RefSeq, a predicted model, not a curated record
AUGGAAGAGCUGGUGGGCCUGCGUGAGGGCUCCUCCGGGAAGCCAGUGACUCUGCAAGAGCUGUGGGGUCCAUGUCCACGCGUCCGGCGAGGCAUCAGAGGGGGCUUGGAGUGGCUGAAAGAGCGGCUGUUCCGUGUGGGCGAGGACUGGUACUUCCUGAUGGCUCUCGGGGUGCUCAUGGCUCUGAUCAGCUAUGCCAUGAACUUCGCUAUCGGGCGUGUGGUCAGAGCGCACAAGUGGCUGUACAGGGAGGUUGGCGAUGGCCACCUGCUCCGGUAUCUCUCCUGGACUGUGUACCCCGUGGCCCUUCUGUCCUUCUCCUCUGGCUUCUCCCAGAGCAUCACACCUUUCUCUGGAGGGUCUGGACUCCCAGAGCUGAAGACCAUGCUGUCUGGUGUGGUACUGGAGAAUUACCUAGACAUCAAGAACUUUGGGGCCAAGGUGGCGGGCCUCUCCUGCACCCUGGCAACAGGCAGUACCAUCUUCCUGGGCAAAGUGGGCCCCUUUGUGCACCUGAGCGUGAUGAUUUCUGCUUACCUGGGCCGUGUGCGCACCAAGACCUUCGGGGAAUCUGAGAAAAAGGCCAAGGAAAUUGAAAUGCUCUCGGCAGCAGCAGCAGUGGGCGUGGCCACAGUCUUCGCAGCCCCCUUCAGCGGUGUCCUGUUCAGCAUCGAGGUCAUGUCCUCUCACUUCUCCGUCUGGAACUACUGGAGGGGCUUCUUCGCUGCCACCUGUGGGGCCUUCAUGUUCCGUCUCCUGUCGGUCUUCAACAGUGAGCAGGAGACCAUCACCUCCAUCUACAAGACCCGAUUCCGAGUGGACGUGCCCUAUGACCUGCCUGAAUUCUUCUUUUUUGUGGCUCUGGGGGUCAUCUGUGGGGUCCUGAGCUGCGCUUACCUCUACUGCCAGCGCACUUUUGUCCGCUUCAUCAAGACCAACCGGUACACCUCCAAACUGCUGGCUACCAGCAAGCCGUCGUAUGCAGCUCUGGUCGCCUUGGUCCUGGCCUCUGUUACCUAUCCACCGGGUGUGGGCCGCUUCAUGGCUUCCCGGCUGUCCAUGGCAGAGCAUUUGCACUCUCUGUUUGACAACAACUCAUGGGCACUGAUGACCCGGAACUCGUCCCCACCCUGGCCCGCUGAGCCUGAUCCCCAGAACCUGUGGUUUGAAUGGUACCACCCACGCUUCACCAUCUUUGGGACUCUGGCCUUCUUCCUGGUCAUGAAGUUCUGGAUGCUGAUCCUGGCCACCACAAUCCCGAUGCCUGCUGGGUACUUCAUGCCCAUAUUCAUCAUUGGAGCUGCCAUCGGGCGCCUCUUGGGAGAGGCCCUGUCUGUUGCCUUCCCAGAGGGCAUUGUUGCUGGAGGAGAGGUCAACCCCAUCAUGCCUGGGGGCUAUGCUCUGGCUGGUGCUGCCGCCUUCUCGGGGGCGGUAACCCACACCAUGUCCACGGCGCUGCUGGCCUUCGAGCUGACUGGCCAGAUUGUUCACGCGCUGCCCGUGAUGAUGGCAGUGCUGGCGGCCAACGUCAUCUCCCAAAACUGUCAGCCCUCUUUCUACGAUGGCACCAUCAUGGCCAAGAAACUGCCAUACCUGCCUCGGAUCCGAGGCCGCAAGAUCGGCUCCUACCCUUUGACUGUGGCUCACUUCAUGAACUGCACCCUCACCACACUGGCCAAGGACAUGCCCCUGGAGGAAGUGGUCCAGGCUGUGACCUCCACAGAUGUGGCCCAGUAUCCCUUGGUGGAGACCAGAGAGUCUCAGACCCUGGUGGGCAUCGUGGAAAGGACUCACUUGGUGAAAGCCCUCCAGACUGAGCCUGCUUCCUGGGCUCCAGGCCAAGAGCGCUUUCUCCAGGACAUCUUGGCUAGUGGCUGUCCCACACAGCCGGUGACCCUGCAGCUGUCCCCAGAUACCUCCCUGUACCAGACGCACAGCCUCUUUGAGCUGCUGACCCUGCAGAAGCUGUUCGUGACAUCACAGGGCAGAGCUGUGGGCUCCGUGUCCUGGGCGGAGUUGAAGAAAGCAAUUUCCACCUUGAUCAACCCACCGGCCCCCAAGUGA